CUCUCAGUUAUCGGCCACAGACGAUUCAGAGCUUCUUUGUCAAAUGGAAGCUGCUCCUUGGUUGGGGUAUUCGGUUAUGAAUCGCAUUCACCCCCCUUUUUUACACUUCAAGCAUAUGAGUAUCUUCACGCACAACUGGAUAGGCCUUUUGGAUACGCUUGUUCAAGGAUGGUAAUCACGUACAUGAUUGGCUUAAUCUAGAAUCAUGGAUACCUUUCAUACCCUCUCAUCACAAGAUGGAACUAGUGGUCAACAUUGGGACAAUGCAGCCAUAAAUAACAUGGACCAAUAUUUUAAUGGAGUGAGCAAGACCUGCCAGCAGAGCUCACUGGAGCAGGGAGACAUCCCGUCAUCCUUUUGGCACCUGACAAAGCUUGAGAUUCAAAUCCUGCUGAACGAUGUUAAGCAUUCGAUUAACCACAUGCAGGGGACGCUGAACACCAUGCAGGGGCAGUGUAUUGAGUUGCAGACUGCCAUGUCUAAGAUCAUCACAGCAGCCGAAGUUGCUGUGCAGAGGGAGGAGAUCCCCCGAGCAUCAGGCCUCAACCCGUCACAGAGGGAGGUUAUCCUCCAAACAGCCAGUGUCCCUGUACAGACGGAGGGGAUCCUCCAAACAGCCAGUGUCCCUGCACAGAGGGAGGGGAUCCUCCAAACAGCCAGUGUCCCUGCACAGAGGGAGGGGAUCCUCCAAACAGCCAGUGUCCCUGUACAGACGGAGGGUAUCCUCCAAACAGCCAGUGUCCCUGUACAGAGGGAGGGGAUCAUCCAAACAGCCAGUGUCCCUGCACAGAGGGAGGGUAUCCUCCAAACAGCCAGUGUCCCUGCACAGACGGAGGGUAUCCUCCAAACAGCCAGUGUCCCUGUACAGAGGGAGGGGAUUCUCUCAGCAGCUAGCAUCACUGCACAGAGGGAGGAGAUCCUCCGAGCAUCAGGCCUCAUCCCGACACAGAGGGAGGGGGUUCUCUCAGCACCUAGCAUCAUUGCUCAGAGGGAGGAGAUGUUCCGAGCAUCAGGCCUCAUCCCGUCACAGAGGGAAGGGAUUCUUCCAGCAUCUUCUAUCACUGCGCAGAAGAAGAAGAUCCUCAGAGCAUCAGGCCUCAUCCUUGCACAAAAGGAGUUGAUCCUCCUGAUGGCCAGUGUCACUGCGCAGAGGAAGGGAAUCGUCCCAAUGGCCAGCGUCCCUGCGCACAGACAGGGGAUUGUCCCAAAGGCAAGUGUCUCUGCUGAGAUGGAGGGGAUCUUCCAAACAGCCAGUGUACCUGCACAGAGGGAGGGGGUUCUCCCAGCAGCUAGCAUCACUGUGCAGAGGGAGGAGAUCCUCCGAGCAUCAGGCCUCAUCCCUGCACAGAGGGAGAGGAUCCUCCAAACAGCCAGUGUCCCUGUACAGAGGGAGGGGAUUCUCUCAGCAGCUAGCAUCACUGUGCAGAGGGAGGAGAUCCUCCGAGCAUCAGGCCUCAUCCCUGUACAGAGGGAGAGGAUCCUCCAAACAGCCAGUGUCCCUGUACAGAGGGAGGGGAUUCUCUCAGCAGCUAGCAUCACUGCGCAGAGGGAGGAGAUCCUCCGAGCAUCAGGCCUCAUCCCUGCACAGAGGGAGUUGAUCCUCCAGAAGGCCAGCGUCCCUGCGCACAGGGAGUGGAUCGUCCCAAAGGCUAGUGUCCCUGCAGAGAGGGAGGAGAUCUUCCUCACAACCAGUGUCCCUGUGAAGAAUGGACACAAUCAUCCACAACCACCUCCCAUCAUCCCCAUGGUGGCACCACUGUGGAAAUGGGAUGGUGCAGCGUGUACUCCACCUGUGGAUUUCUAUUCCAAGAGAAGAGAUGUCCGACUUAGAUAUGUUGAGCAUCCUGCUAUGAUGUCCAUCACCAAGCCGGAACACUCCGAGGCCACUUCUCAGUGCCAGACUGGCAGCCGGCCGGUGGCUGAGCCCGAGACCCCUGCUGUUCACAAUAACAGUGGAGGCUGGCUCAGCUGGGUUUUUGGGAGGGGAAGAUUUAAUAAGAAGGAGGUUCAUCUACCUGAGGACAAAGACAGAUCUAUUGUCUGGGAUCCAACUCUGCACAGAUGGGUUAACAAAACUGAGCCCAAGGCUGAGAACAAGUGUGUACCACCACCUCCACCGAUGGGGACAUAUGGAUAUCAGGGGAACACUGGCCCCAAAGGAGUGAAUCCUUACUCUAUGAAAGCAGGAGAAAAGGCCACGUCGUAA
Salvelinus fontinalis (brook trout) is the source of this 2206-nucleotide messenger RNA. RefSeq lists its product as uncharacterized. The record is from RefSeq and is a predicted model, not a curated record. The coding region runs from base 206 to 2206 and encodes 666 amino acids. The transcript has 11 exons. Lineage: Eukaryota; Metazoa; Chordata; Actinopteri; Salmoniformes; Salmonidae.